Durio zibethinus is the source of this 1462-nucleotide messenger RNA. Lineage: Eukaryota; Viridiplantae; Streptophyta; Magnoliopsida; Malvales; Malvaceae. The record is from RefSeq and is a predicted model, not a curated record.
AUGCCAAGUGGUUCCAUAAAGAAUGGUGCGUGGUCUUUACGUGGGCGAGAAUCGAAUGUUAAACCAUAUCAAGUUAUCAACCGUGCCACUGAGAAACAAAGUCUUCGGAGUUUGGUGCGUCUUCUGGAAACAACAUUGUUGACUGACUCAACAAACAAGUCAACUUCAACUCUCUCCAAUUUUUGUUUCUCUUAUUACAAUGCAAAAGAGUGUUCAGCUUCUUCUUUGGGUCCAGGCGGCCUAGACCUCGCUCAAGCCUUCUUCAAGCCCAUCCAAAACAAUGCUCCACCUUCCCCCACCAAGCGCCACACCAAGAUCUCCGUCAUCGGAGUCGGAAACGUUGGCAUGGCAAUCGCCCAAACCAUCCUCACUCAGGACUUAGCGGACGAACUCGCCCUCGUCGACGCCAAGCCUGACAAGCUUCGUGGUGAAAUGCUCGAUCUCCAACACGCCGCGGCGUUCCUCCCACGUACUAAGAUCAACGCUUCCGUUGAUUACUCCGUGACCGUUGGAUCUGAUCUGUGUAUCGUCACUGCUGGCGCCCGUCAGAACCCCGGCGAAUCUAGGUUGAAUCUGCUGCAGAGGAACGUUGCUUUGUUUUCGAACAUUAUUCCUCCGCUAGCAAAGUACUCGCCAGAUUCGAUUCUAUUGAUCGUUUCGAAUCCGGUGGAUGUACUAACUUACGUGUCUUGGAAAUUGUCGGGAUUUCCAUCGAAUCGGGUCAUCGGAUCGGGUACGAACUUGGAUUCGUCGAGGUUUCGGUUCUUGAUCGCGGAUCAUUUGGACGUCAACGCUCAGGAUGUGCAGGCCUACAUUAUUGGCGAGCAUGGAGACAGCUCGGUGGCACUCUGGUCUAGCAUUAGUAUUGGUGGAGUGCCGGUGUUAAGCUUCCUAAAGAAUCAGCAGAUUGCCUACGAAAAGCAGACGCUUGAGGACAUUCACAAAGCAGUUAUUGACAGUGCAUAUGAGGUGAUUAGUCUCAAAGGGUAUACUUCUUGGGCAAUUGGCUACUCGGUGGCUAACUUGGCUAGAAGCCUGCUUAGAGACCAGAGAAAAAUCCACCCAGUUUCGGUCCUUGCAAAGGGGUUUUACGGCAUUGAUGGUGGUGAUGUUUUCUUGAGCUUGCCGGCGCAGCUCGGUAGGGGUGGAGUCAUGGGCGUGACCAAUAUCCAUUUGACGGAUGAAGAGGCGGAAAGGCUUAGGAAAUCGGCUGAGACUAUUCUUGAAGUUCAAAGCCAGUUGGGACUGUGAGGCUCAAAUAUAGUGGACGUUACCGUUGUCAUUGCAGCUUUGAGAAGGCCUUUUUAACUUAAAAGACUUCUAGUGAUCCAGUCACGAUUAACUAUAUGUAAGGUUAUUUUAUUUUAAGUUUGGAUAAAAAAAGUCUACCUGUAAUUGUUGUUUGUGAAUUUCACCAAAAGGAUGUUAUGCCAUUUCGCAGAUUUGGCAUGGCUAGUUUCCA